AUGGUGAGCCCUGAGACCGCCACGCAAAAUGGCAACACGAAAACAGAAUUCGAUUUCACUGCUAUCCACCGGGAGCUGAAUGAAAGCUUUGCAUCUGGAAAAACUAAAUCCAUUAAAUGGCGCAAGUGGCAGCUGAAACAGCCAUGGUGGAUGAUCGAAGACAACGAGCGCGAGAUCCAAGAAGCCCUGACAAGCGACCUUGGACGGCAUGAAAUGGAGAAUUGGACGACCGACUUCAUGGGACUCAAGAUGGAUAUCCUCCAUCACAUUAAUAACUCGUGCAUUCGUCUGGUGACAGGAGGACCGGAGGAAACGACGCGAUUCUUGGAACGUAAAUUCGACUACAUCUUCUUCACAGGAUCAACUAAGAUCGCUCGUUUUAUCGCUGCUGCUGCUGCAAAGCACCUAACGCCGACAACUCUAGAGUUAGGCGGUCAAUGUCCCGCAUUCGUCACCAAGACCGCCGAUAUCGAGUUGUCUGCCAAACGCAUCGCUCUUGUCAAGUUCACUAACGCGGGCCAGAUCUGCCUCACUGCCAACCACGUUCUCGUCGACCCAGCCGUGCACGACGCCUUUGUCGCACGGCUGGAGCACUGGACGCGAGAGUUCGCCGCUACAGGCCACAUGUGUCGAAUCAUCAACAAAAGAAACCACGACCGCCUAACAUCACUCCUCGACAAAUCCUCCGGCACUAUCAUCCGCUGCGGUGAAGCUCCAGCGGUAGACUGCCGCAUGGCACCCGUCAUUGUCACCAACGUGAAACCUACAGACGCCAUCAUGAGCGAAGAGCUCUUCGGACCCAUAUGUCCCGUCAUCCCGUGUACCAUCGACGACGCCAUUGCCGUGACCAACAGCCUACCCAAGCCCCUAGCCCUGUACAUCUUCAGCUCCGACAAGAACGAGACCGAUUACAUCCAGGACCGCACCCUCUCGGGCGGUGUCACCAUCAACGACACCUUGUUCCCCGCGGGUGUGCCCAAUGCCCCGUUUGGAGGCGUAGGCGAGUCCGGCAUGGGAGCCUUCCAUGGCGAGUACGGCUUCCAGUCUUUUACGCACCUAAGAAUUGUCACUAUGCCACCGACGUGGCUGGACCGUUUCAUGGGGUUCCGGUAUCUGCCGUUUAAUGCGAAGAAUAAGGGUAUGGUUGCUGUCUCGAACAAGGUACUACGAAUUUGA
This is a messenger RNA of Bipolaris maydis ATCC 48331, 1176 nucleotides long. The record is from RefSeq and is a predicted model, not a curated record. Lineage: Eukaryota; Fungi; Ascomycota; Dothideomycetes; Pleosporales; Pleosporaceae.